AUGUCACGAUCCAACGUCAUCGUCCUUGACAAUGGCACGGGCUACACCAAGAUGGGUUUCGCCGGCAACUCGGACCCAUCUUUCGUCUUCCCGACUGCCAUCGCGACCCGGACCACGUCGGCCGGCGGCUCGGGCUCGGGCGGCUCCCGGCCCUCGGUCCCGUCCAAGCCCGGAGGACUGUCGUCAAGCUCCAACCUCGCAUCCAAGCGCGGCAUCGAGGACCUCGACUUCUACAUCGGCGACGAGGCCUAUGCCAACGCAAAGACCUACCAGGUCGACCAGCCCAUCAAGCACGGCCUCAUCGAGAACUGGGACCACAUGGAGCGCUUUUGGGAGCAGUGCAUCUUCAAGUACCUCCGCGCCGAGCCAGAGGACCACUACUUUAUGCUGACCGAACCGCCGCUGAAUCCCCCAGAGAACCGAGAGAACACGGCCGAGAUCAUGUUCGAGUCGUUCAACAUCAAGGGCCUCUACAUCGCCGUCCAGGCGGUGCUGGCGCUGGCAGCCAGCUGGACCAGCAACAAGGUCACCGACCGCACGCUCACCGGAACCGUCAUCGACAGCGGUGAUGGUGUCACCCACGUCAUCCCCGUCGCUGAGGGCUACGUCAUUGGCAGCGCCAUCAAGCACAUCCCCAUCGCCGGUCGCGACAUCACCUACUUUGUCCAGCAGCUGCUGAGGGAGCGCGGCGAGGCCGCCAACAUCCCGCCAGAGGACAGCCGGAGGGUGGCCGAGAAGAUCAAGGAGGACUACUCGUACGUCUGCCAGGACAUUGUGCGCGAGUUCCGCAGGUACGACGAGGAUCCCUACAAGUACUUUGAGAGGUUCGAGGGCGAGCACACUGUGACCGGCAGGAAAUACUCGGUCGAUGUUGGCUACGAACGCUUCUUGGCACCCGAGAUCUUCUUCAACCCGGAGAUUGCGUCGUCAGACUUCCUCACCCCGCUGCCCGAGGUGGUCGACAACGUGAUCCAGCAGAGCCCCAUCGACGUCCGAAGAGGUCUCUACAAGAACAUUGUCCUGUCCGGUGGAUCGACCAUGUUCCAACACUUUGGCCAGCGUCUCAAGAAGGACCUCCGAUCGAUCGUCGACCAGAGGCUUGCGGCUUCGGAGCUGGCGAGCGGAAGUCACAUGCGCAGCUCGGGCAUGGACGUCAAUGUCAUUUCGCACAAGAUGCAGCGGUACGCGGUGUGGUACGGCGGUUCGCUCCUCGGUUCGCUGCCCGACUUUUACUCGUACUGCUACAACAAGCAGGACUACGAGGAGCACGGCCCCAGCAUCGUCCGCAAGUUCAGCGUCUUUGGCGGUGUCUAG
Molecule: messenger RNA, 1314 nt
Organism: Pseudozyma flocculosa PF-1
Lineage: Eukaryota; Fungi; Basidiomycota; Ustilaginomycetes; Ustilaginales; Ustilaginaceae
Exons: 8
Coding region: 1-1314 (437 amino acids)
Biological process (GO): Arp2/3 complex-mediated actin nucleation
Cellular component (GO): actin cortical patch; Arp2/3 protein complex
Molecular function (GO): actin filament binding
Source: RefSeq, a predicted model, not a curated record